UUUCUCUCUUUGAAGAAGAUCACGAAGAACCCUUAUUCAUUUUUGAACACUAAUUCAAACAUCAAACAUGAAGGUCACAAUUGCAGCAUUUCGUAUCUGGGAUUCACGAAUAUGACUAGUAGACAAGUAAAGUCAUGUUUAAGACCAAGUCAAACUAAUAAGGUUAUGUUAAGAAUACACUAUAAGGAGAGAUUAGUUUCUGAAGUUGUUAGGUGGUAUGUUGGUGGAGAGGUAACUGAGAUGAUUUGUCAGUGGGAUGAGGAUUUCAUGUCAUACAUGGAUGUGGAAAGAUUGAUUAAAAGUGAGGGUUAUGUAGACAUAAGAUGUUUGUGGUAUUGGAACCCUAUCUUCAGCUUUUCACGUGGUCUUAUGUCAUUGAAUAAUGAUAAGGAUGUGUUGCAGUUUGCCAAAGAUGUUGUAGGACACAAGGUGAUAUAAUGGUUUAUUUUAUGUUGCCAAAGAUGUUGUAGGACACAAGGUGAUAUAAUGGUGUAUUUUAUGUUAUUGUCUGUUAUAUGUUAGGUUUAUUUUGUAAUGUCUAGUACUCAUAUAAGA
Lathyrus oleraceus (garden pea) is the source of this 555-nucleotide messenger RNA. RefSeq lists its product as uncharacterized. The coding region runs from base 112 to 438 and encodes 108 amino acids. The transcript is spliced from 2 exons. Lineage: Eukaryota; Viridiplantae; Streptophyta; Magnoliopsida; Fabales; Fabaceae. The record is from RefSeq and is a predicted model, not a curated record.